GACAUUUGACCCUGGAACCCAGACCACCUGCCGCUCCUCUUCCUGGGUCCUCAUGGUCUCCACAGAGCCGAUAAAGUAGAAGGUCUUCUCCUGUCUCAUUCAGUCCUUGGUGUCACUCUAGCAGGAGGUGGAGCUUGACAGGCAGCACAUCAGAAACAAUCUGUCAACAUAACAGCUUUCAGGCUCUUGAUUGUUGGUGCUCUACAGCAUCUGAUUGGUCUCCAGUAUCAACUAUGCAGCUCUUCAUGUUAGUGGUUUUAUUCUCUCGGUUUCCUGGUGAGUUCUGCUUUAGAAGCACUAUCCUUUUUAGGACAUGUACCUCAAAAAAUGCUUAGCAGUUCAUAUGAAUUAUGUCGUUUUGCUAUUUCCAGGGUCUUUAACACUGUGGUAAUUACUGACCUUUCAUUCGUAAUAUGUGCAGGUGACAGUUAUCAGCAAACAAUCCACUCAAUCCAGGACAGAGUCCAGGCUCUACAAGGAGACAACGUGACUCUCUCAUGCAACUACACCUCAGCAGACUACUUCUUCUGGUAUCUCCAGUACCCCAGCUCCCCUCCACAGUUCCUUAUCAAGGAAUACAUGGAGAAAUCUCGAUUUACUUUAAAAAAGUACGAUGAUAGGCUAUUGUUUGCUCUGGAGAUCUCCUCUGUUGCAGUGACGGACUCUGCUCUGUACUACUGUGCUGUGAGGCCCACAGUGACAGGAAACACAGACUCCCUGUACAAAAACCUUAGAACGAACUUGAAGCACAGUUUUCAUUGUUUUCAACUGUUUAGGGGAGGGGCAUCUGGAGAGAAAGAGAACAUUUUAGAAGGUACAAGUGUUUCCCUGUCCUACACACUCUCUAAAAUUGCCACAGGGAGCGAUUAUUUCUUCUGGUACCGUCAGUAUCCUGGAGAACCUCCACAGUUCCUGCUGUCCAUCUCAGGCAGGAGGUGGAGCUUGACAGGCAGCACAUCAGAAACAAUCCGUCCAAGUACAGCUUUUACACCCUUGAUUGCUGCUGCUUUACAACAUCUGCUUGGUCCACUAUUAGGUAUGCAGCUCUUCAUGUUGGUGGUUUUAUUCACUGGGUUUACUGGUGUUUAUAGUGUGGUCCUCCCUCCUGACAAGAAGGAACUGAACAGUUUAGAAGAUACGACUGCUUCUCUGUCCUACAGGCUCUCUCAAAAGGCUGAAAUUAAUGAUAAUUUCUUCUGGUACCGUCAGUAUCCCGGAGAACCUCCACAGUUCCUGCUGUACAUCUCAGGGUUUGGUAACAACAGGACAGCUGAGUCUCUUGGUUCAGACAAAAGGUUUUCUACUGAACUGACUAAAGAGAAGACUGGAGUGGAUCUGAAGAUCUCCUCUGUUGCAGUGACAGACUCUGCUCUGUACUACUGUGCU
This is a messenger RNA of Gadus chalcogrammus (walleye pollock), 1386 nucleotides long. RefSeq lists its product as uncharacterized. The annotation marks the transcript as partial. NCBI's taxonomy places the organism in Eukaryota, Metazoa, Chordata, Actinopteri, Gadiformes, Gadidae. The transcript is spliced from 4 exons. The record is from RefSeq and is a predicted model, not a curated record.